Drosophila bipectinata is the source of this 1806-nucleotide messenger RNA. RefSeq names its product Ionotropic receptor 51b (gene Ir51b). Lineage: Eukaryota; Metazoa; Arthropoda; Insecta; Diptera; Drosophilidae. The record is from RefSeq and is a predicted model, not a curated record.
AUGUCCAAAGUGCUCAAUAUUGUAUACCUGCUCCUCGUCCCAGUGCUCGUAAUGGGAAGACACAACAUGAGUCUGGUCAAGUCCGUGCUUAGCGUCAUGUUUACCCAGAAGCAGUGGACCAACACACCCAUCUUCGUGGGUCACACCACCAAGAAUAACGAUCUAAUUAGCUUCAUCAUGUGGCUACAACAAGAGUUGGAGAUUACUACCCUAACUGUAGACUCGUACAAUCCACCGGAAGAGUACGCUCCACUCGGUAACCUGAAUGUCACCGCAGACAACAGCGUGAGCGUGUUUUUUUGUCAUGGCAGCCAGGACAUAGUUUGGUUCAAUAUUGACAAGUGCCUGCAUAGAUUGCGUCGGAGUCGCCUGAUUGUAGUUCUCCGCUCGCAAAGAAGCGGAUCUCGCAAGGCCAUCUUCAACAUAUUCAAGCGCCUGUGGCAGCUUCAGUUCCUCAACGUUCUCGUUCUGCACAAGGAUCAGAUUUAUUCCUACUCCCCCUAUCCGACUGUACAUUUCUUCAGGAUGGACAUUGAGACGAACCCACUCUUUUCCCCGCCGGCUCAGAACUUCCAAGGCUAUGUGGUGUCCACCCCAGUGGAGAAUGAUAUACCCAGAGUGUUUAUGGUUCGCGAUCAUAGCACUGGACGCAGAAGGAUUCGGGGAUACGCCUAUCGCACGUUUGUGGAGUAUUUGCAUCGCCACAAUGCCUCGCUGCAUGUAACCAACCCUGACGCCGAUCUCAGUCCAACCAGCAACGUCAACAUGAGUCGGAUCGUGCAGCUAAUAAUGGAUGACCAACUGGAGAUUUCCGUGCACCCAUACGUAAACACACCCAAGGACUGGGGAGACAAGAGUUAUCCCCUGGUCGUAUCCCCCAAUUGCCUGAUUGUUCCAGUUCGUAAUGAGAUCCCCCGGCACAUGUAUCUCCUGAGACCUUUCGACGCCAGCUGCUGGUACUCUCUUCUCGGAGCUCUGCUGUUCAUCACAGGAGCACUCUACUGCCUGAGUCCAAGUAGGAAAAGGCACCACUGGUCGCUGGAAUUGAGUUCAAGCUUCCUAGAUGCGGUCAGUCGGCUGCUCUUCAUCUGUUCCCCGAUAAAAACCUACCGACCAUCGAUCCGAUACUUCGUUGUGUGUCUACAACUGGCAGUUCUUGGAUUCGUCAUCACCAGCUGGUACAACAUCGAGUUGGACAGUUUUUUGACAGCUCUGGUGGUGGGGGAGCAAGUAAACAGCAUUGAGCAGCUGGUGCAACAGCAACAGAAGGUUCUGGUAAAGGAAUAUGAAACGGCCAUUAUUCUGCGCCACGUGGAAGCCUGUAUGGUGGAGAAGGUAGCCCUCCUUCUGGUCGGCGUCGAUGCCAGCGAACAAGUGUCCGCCCUACUUAGUUUCAACCGGAGCUAUGCGUAUCCCUUUACCGAGGAACGGUGGACGUUCUUCGCGAUGCAACAGCAGUACGCCUACAAACCGAUCUUUAGGUUCUCCACCGCCUGUUUGGGGUCCCCCCUCAUCGGUUAUCCGAUGCGGAGUAACUGCCACUUGGAGUACACCCUCAACCUAUUCAUAAUGAAGAUUCAAGAUUCGGGUCUGCUUUCCCACUGGCUCAUCUCCGAUUUCAACGAUGCCAUGCGGGCAGGCUACGUAACCCUGCUAGACAAUGUUCUCGGCUUCCAAGCCAUCGAUUUGGAUACCUUGCGAUUGGCUUGGUUCGUUCUGGGCUUUGGCUGGACCGUGUCCUCAUUGGUAUUUUCUUGCGAAUACUAUCACUUUUAUCCCUGGCGCAUUUUAACAGGAUUUCGUUAA